This is a messenger RNA of Drosophila busckii, 2323 nucleotides long. It is a transcript of the gene indra, whose product is annotated as zinc finger protein CG2199. NCBI's taxonomy places the organism in Eukaryota, Metazoa, Arthropoda, Insecta, Diptera, Drosophilidae. The record is from RefSeq and is a predicted model, not a curated record. The transcript has 2 exons. The annotation marks the transcript as partial.
AUACUCUCGGCAAAAUUAAAGCAAGCCCAGACAACGUGCUUGAGCAGAAGUUUAUUAAAUCUGCUUUUAAAAAUGACUAAAAAAGAAGUUUGUAACUAUUGCGAAAGCGAGCAUGAUUCCAAGGCGCUGUUCACGACCAGAAAGGUCUUUGCUGGCGUCAAAGUAUUGGACAUUCUGCAGACUAUCACCAAGCGCAGCAUACCUGUAUCAACGCCUAUUAAAAUGUGUGGUUUGUGUAUGGCGGCAAUGCUGUCCGCGACGGCCAUUAUAGCUAAGACAGAUCAGUUGGUUAGCAAGACAUUGAAAUCGGGCAAAGGCAAUGAAGCAAAUGAAUGCAAGGCCGCGAACGACGAGGCAGAAAGCACCACAGAGGCAACUUCACUGCAAGUUGAAACAAUCGCGACUAAUGGCAAAGCAUCUCCUUUGAAGCAAGCUUCAAAUGUCAACGGGGAAACAGUGAAAGAAAUUGAAAAAGAAGUGCAAGGCACGCCUAAAAAGCAGGCGCUGAAGAAAAAGUCAUCUGCAGUUACUGCAGAAGUAUCCAAAGUUACUAAGUCACUCUUUGGUGGUAAUAAGUCAGAGCAGCACAGUUCUAAGACGGAGGUAGAGAAGACAAACAAGAGUUUAUCCACCCCGUCCAAGCUGCAGCAAAAUAGCAAUAAUUUGGAUAAAAGUCUAACCGAUGUAGUCAAACUAACGCCAGCAAAAGAAGCAAGCGCUAAACACAAAGACUUCAAUCAAUUAUUUAGCGUUAGCAAUAAUGCAAUAAACCUUUCUACGGACUCGGAGGACGACGCGCAAGAAGCAUCCAAGACGCCAAACAAGCUAAACAUCGCCAUACACUUCGAAUGCAAGCUUUGCGACUUUAAGUCCGUUUGGCCAAAUCCCAUGAAAUUACACAUGAAGACUGAGCACGAUCAGAAGCGCCCACGCAUUUAUGACUGCAGCAAAUGUCCCAGAAGCUUUGGCGUACUUAAAACUCUCAAGGAGCAUUUGGUAACCCAUGGCGUGGUAGAAGAGAAGUCAACACCAAACCCUGAAGUAGAGCCUCAGCCAGAAUCAGAUACUACGCUAGCGAAACUAACAGCCUUAAAGCCUAGGAGCAAAUCUAAAUCUGCACUUACCGCCGAAUACACCUUUGCUGUCACAACUAAGAACUCUUCGACACCAAAGCCUGGGGAUGUCCAAGGUGCUGGGCAUAAAUGCGGGUAUUGCCAAAUAGAUUUAAAGAAUCUAAAAGCGAUAAAAGAGCAUAUGAAACAAGUACAUUCAAUUGAUCGUCCAAAGCCUUUUAAAUGCAAUCUCUGCGAGUGUGAAUAUAUGCACAAAAUUACCUUGAAUCAACAUGUUAAGACUAAGCAUGGGGAAACAGCUGAGCCAAAAAAUCCGUCACCCAAUGCAGCUGCUGAUUCACCAAAGCCCAAGGAAUCCGUGCCGACAUCGCGCAAACGCAAGACAAAUGAUUUUGAUACUUCGUUGGUAGAGCAGGCCGACAAGAGCAAGAAGCAGAAGAUUGUCAAGGAGGACGUGGCAGUAACACCCAGCAAAACUAAGCCAACAGAGGCAGCCUCGCCGCGGAAAGAAAAAAAGGUCGCAACACCAAAGAGCAACGAAGAGGACACAGUGGAUGCGCCAGACGAGAUUCCCAUUGCGCAUUCCCCGGUGACGCCAAUGUCGCCAGUAAAGAAGAGAAAGUCUGUCUCCAACGAACAUCAGCCUUCCGAGAAAUUGCCUGUAGAUACGCCCAGCAAAAAGUCCGGUGAGCAAAGCAAGAUGGAGCAGCUGCUGGAGGCAACAGCAGUUCUGGAGACUUCAAUUUCAAGUUCACAAAAGAAAAAGUCAAAGAAAAAGUCGUUGCUUGCUGCAGAGGAACAGGAACUGCAACAGCCGGCGGAGCAGCUGGAUGGCAUCAAUACGCUGGUGCAACCAAACAAGCGCACGCUACUCGUGGAUUCGAUUGAAGUCUCGCACUCCGAGUCGGAAUUGAGCUGUAGCAAGUGCGGCAAGUUGGCCAAGUCACGUCAGCGCUUGGAUUCCCACAUACGCAAGAGGCACGGCACUCAAUUGAAGUGUCCCAAUUGCUGGCUUAGCUAUCCCAACAGUCUGGAGUACAUAAGUCACUUUGCCACCUGCGAUGCAAGCGAUGGCCUGGCCUGCGGCGUCAAGAACUGUCCGAAGAAAUUUGAGGGUGCUCACUAUCUAACAUCGCACUUGAAGAAGAAACACGGAGUCAAUUAAUGUUAGUUUUACAAUUUGAUUAAAUAGUGAAUAAGUUUUUAGUUGAUUUUCUUUUUAUAGUACACAAAAACUAUAAAUUUACGUA